CCGAGAGAAAAUUAGGUUUACUUAAGAAGGUUGGGGAGAGGCUGCGCAGGUGGUGCGGAGAAACCUGAGGUCACUGCGACUUUCCGAGACCUGAGUGCUCCCCACAGCCUGGCAGGAAAAAGCCACCCUACGUGCGGGACAGCGUCAGGAUUAAAAGUGAGCCAAAGUGAUUAAUACCAACAAAAAGCUCUUAAAUUAAUUCCUGUAUACCUGCGUGUAGCCAAAUUGGAUAACAUCACUACUUUCUAAAAUCUGGCAGACAGAAUAACAGUUUAGAGGAUCAAGAUGUUGACCAAUUUGAGGAUAUUUGCAGUGAAUCAUCAGAAAAUGUCCAGUGUGUGCAUUAAUAAUACAUGCUGCUGUAAAAUAACAGCAAUUUUAAAACCAUCAAAGCCAAAUAUACCUCUUGGAAGAAAUUACAGUUCCCUACCAGGUGUAAUAGGAAAUGAUAUCAAAUCCCUUCAUUCCAUCAUUAAUCCUCCUAUAGCUAAAAUCCGUAACAUUGGAAUUAUGGCUCACAUUGAUGCAGGCAAAACUACCACUACAGAAAGAAUAUUGUACUAUUCUGGAUACACCAGAUCACUGGGAGAUGUUGACGAUGGUGACACAGUCACAGAUUUCAUGGCUCAGGAGCGAGAAAGAGGCAUCACUAUCCAGUCUGCUGCUGUUACAUUUGAUUGGAAGGGCUAUCGGGUCAAUCUCAUUGACACACCAGGUCAUGUGGACUUUACCUUGGAGGUUGAGCGCUGCCUAAGAGUGCUGGAUGGUGCGGUGGUUGUAUUUGAUGCCUCUGCUGGUGUAGAGGCCCAAACUCUCACAGUGUGGAGGCAAGCUGAUAAACACAAGAUACCUCGAAUCUGCUUUUUAAACAAAAUGGACAAGGCUGGGGCAAGUUUUAAGUAUGCAGUUGGAAGCAUCAGAGAGAAGUUGAAGGCAAAGCCUUUGCUUUUACAGUUACCAAUUGGUGAAGCCAAAACUUUCAAAGGAGUGGUAGAUGUAGUAAAUAAAGAGAAACUUCUUUGGGAUUCUAAUUCAGAUGAUGGAAAAGACUUUGAGAGAAAACCUCUCUUGGAAAAAAGUGAUCCUGAAUUGCUGAAGGAGACAGUUGAAGCAAGGAAUACCCUAAUUGAACAAGUUGCUGAUUUGGAUGAUGAAUUUGCUGACUUGGUUUUAGGUGAAUUUAGUGAAAAUUUUGAUUUGCUACCAGCUGAAAAGCUGCAGACUGCAAUACACAGAGUGACACUGGCUCAGACAGCAGUGCCUGUGCUGUGUGGAAGUGCACUGAAAAACAAAGUGGUACAGCCCCUGUUGGAUGCUAUUACUAUGUAUUUGCCUUCGCCUGAGGAGCGCAACUGUGACUUUCUGCAGUGGUAUAAGGGCGACUUAUGUGCACUGGCAUUUAAAGUUCUCCACGACAAGCAGCGAGGACCACUGGUUUUUGUACGCAUUUACUCAGGCACGCUAAAACCCCAGUUGGCUGUCCAUAAUAUUAAUGGGAAUUGCACGGAGAGAAUAAGUCGUCUGCUUUUGCCAUUUGCUGACCAACAUGUAGAAAUCCCUUCACUGACUGCUGGUAACAUUGCUUUGACUGUUGGGCUUAAACAUACUGCCACCGGAGACACCCUUGUCUCCUCCAAGUCCAGUGCGGUGGCUGCAGCUCAGCGAGCCAAGGGAGAGGGGGAAAAGCAGCAGAGACAAAACAGCAAAGUGGACAGACUGUUCCUGGCUGGGGUAGAGGUCCCAGAACCAGUCUUCUUCUGUACCAUAGAACCCCCGUCGGGAGCCAAGCAACCAGAUUUGGAUCAUGCAUUGAAAUGCCUUCAGCGUGAAGAUCCCAGUUUGAAAGUGAAGCUUGAUCCUGACUCUGGACAAACUAUGCUGUGUGGUAUGGGAGAAUUACAUAUUGAAAUUAUUCAUGACCGAAUCAAGCGGGAAUAUGGCCUAGAGACCUACCUGGGGCCUCUCCAGGUGGCAUACCGAGAGACCAUCCUCAGCUCAGCUUAUGCCACAGAUACCUUAGAUAGAACUUUAGGAGACAAACAGCAUUUCGUGAGUGUAGAGCUGGAAGCAAGGCCAGGAGAGACACCAUCUGUCACACCAGUGAUCAAGUAUGCUGAAAGUGUCAGCAGAGACAUGUUGAAGAACUUCCAAGAAGCUGUUGAAAAUGGAAUUCACAAUGCGUGCCUCCAAGGACCACUGAUUGGAUCCCCCGUUCAGGAUGUGACAAUUACUUUACAUUCACUGGUAAUUCAUCCUGGUACCUCUGCAACUAUGGUUUCUGCCUGUGUCUCAAGAUGCAUACAAAAGGCCCUGAAGAAAGCUGACAAACAGGUUUUGGAGCCUCUGAUGAAUCUUGAAGUUAUAGUGCCUAGAGAUUACCUCAGCCUUGUGCUAGCAGAUCUGGCACAGAGAAGAGGGAAUGUUCAGGAGAUCCAGACUCGCCAGGACAACAGUGUUGUUAUUGGGUUUGUUCCCUUAGCAGAAAUUAUGGGUUAUUCAACUGUACUUCGAACGCUAACAUCAGGCUCAGCGACUUUUGCCUUAGAAUUAUCUACUUACCAACCCAUGAAUCCUCAAGACCAGAUUACACUGUUCAACCAGAGAAGUGGUACAGUGUAAGUGUUUAGGACCUUGGAAGUAGAAAGAAAUGCAGGAGCUGUCUGCUUCACUUUCAGGAACCGUUUUAUGCACUGGACAAAUACAUUACUGUUUCGGUACAAAGAACGCGAUGACAAGGAUAUAACUUGAAAACUGACGAUGAGAACCUGCCUUUUGAACUUACAUGAGAAAUACACCUUAUUUAUGGUGGAUGUACCUGAACUUUGUUCCUCUGAUUUUUUUUAAGCUUCUUUGAAGAGCAAGAAAGAUGCCAGUCUUCUAAAAUGAUAGUUCAGUCAAUAAAAAUAUUUAAUUCAAAAAUAA
Chinchilla lanigera (long-tailed chinchilla) is the source of this 2922-nucleotide messenger RNA. It is a transcript of the gene Gfm2, whose product is annotated as G elongation factor, mitochondrial 2. The record is from RefSeq and is a predicted model, not a curated record. Gene Ontology annotation, biological process: mitochondrial translation; ribosome disassembly. Gene Ontology annotation, cellular component: mitochondrion. Gene Ontology annotation, molecular function: translation elongation factor activity; GTPase activity; GTP binding. Bases 286 to 2619 code for a protein of 777 amino acids. The transcript has 22 exons. Lineage: Eukaryota; Metazoa; Chordata; Mammalia; Rodentia; Chinchillidae.